GAUGUUGCCAUGGAGACCUGCUGUGCCGAUGGACAUCAAAUGGCCACUCAGCAGAAAGACUGCUCGCUGCCCUACACCUCGGAGUCCAAAGAAUGCAGGAUGGUCCGGGAGCAGUGCUGCCACAGCCAGCUGGAGGAGCUGCACUGCGCCGCCGGCAUCAACCUGGCCAACCAGGGCGAGGGCUGCGCCGCGCCGGGGGCCGGCCUCGAAGCCGUGGUCGUUAAGAGGUGCUGCCAUUGCUGUCUGCUGGGAAAGGCGGCCCAGGCCCAGGGCCAGAGCUGUGAGUACAACCUCAUGGCCGGCUACCAGUGUGGGCUGGUCUUCCGGGCAUGCUGUGUGAAGGGCCAGGAGGCCACGGACUUCACACCCGGGGACGUCGGCGACCUCCAAGAGACAGCUAAGAUUUCUGAGGGCGAGGGAGAGCAAGAGGACCCAUACCUGAACGACCGCUGCCGAGGCGGCGGCCCCUGUAAACAGCAGUGCCGUGACACGGGGGACGAGGUCGUCUGCUCUUGCUUUGUGGGCUACCAGCUGCUGCCCGAUGGUGUCUCAUGUGAAGACAUUAACGAGUGUAUUACCGGCAAGCACAGCUGCCGGCUGGGUGAGUCCUGUAUCAACACCGUGGGCUCUUUCCGCUGUCAACGGGACAGCAGCUGUGGGACUGGCUACGAGCUCACGGAGAACAAUGACUGCAAAGAUAUUGACGAGUGUGACAGUGGUAUUCAUAACUGCCCCCCCGAUUUUAUCUGUCAGAAUACUGUGGGAUCCUUCCGCUGCAGACCCAAGCUACAGUGCAAGAGUGGCUUUAUACAAGAUGCUCUAGGCAACUGUAUUGAUAUCAAUGAGUGCUUGAGUAUCAGUGCCCCGUGUCCCAUGGGGCAGACAUGCAUCAACACGGAGGGUUCCUACACCUGCCAGAAGAACGUGCCCCACUGCGGCCGUGGCUACCACCUCAACGAGGAGGGCACCCGAUGUGUCGAUGUGGACGAGUGUGCUCCGCCCUCAGAGCCCUGUGGGCCCGGCCAUGCCUGUGUGAACUCCCCUGGGAGUUUCCGCUGUGAAUGCAAGGCUGGUUACUAUUUUGAUGGUGUCAGCAGGACGUGUGUAGACGUGAAUGAGUGCAUCAACAGCCCCUGUAGCCAGGAGUGCGCCAACGUCUACGGUUCGUACCAGUGUUACUGCCGACGGGGCUACCAGCUCAGCGACGUGGAUGGUGUCACCUGUGAAGACAUCGACGAGUGUGCCCUGCCCACCGGGGGCCACAUCUGCUCCUACCGCUGCAUCAACAUUCCCGGGAGUUUCCAGUGCAGCUGUCCCGCGACCGGCUACAGGCUGGCCCCCAAUGGCCGAAACUGCCAGGACAUUGACGAGUGUGUGGCCGGUAUCCACAACUGCUCCAUCAAUGAGACUUGCUUCAAUAUCCAGGGUGGCUUCCGCUGCCUGUCCUUCACCUGCCCGGAGAAUUACCGCCGCUCUGCAGACACGCUCGGCCAAGAGAAGACAGAUACAGUCCGCUGUGUGAAGUCAUGCCGCCCCAACGAUGUCACCUGCGUGCUGGACCCAGUGCACACCAUCUCUCACACUGUCAUCUCGCUGCCCACCUUCCGCGAGUUCAGCCGGCCUGAAGAGAUCAUCUUCCUCCGAGCCAUCACGCCAGCGUAUCCUGCCAACCAAGCUGACAUCAUCUUCGACAUCACAGAAGGGAACCUGUGGGACUCCUUUGACAUUACCAAGCGCUUCAUGGACGGCAUGACCGUGGGUGUUGUGCGCCAAGUACGGCCCAUCGUGGGCCCGUUUCAUGCCAUCCUGAAGCUGGAGAUGAACUAUGUGGUUGGGGGUGUGGUCUCCCACCGAAAUAUCGUCAACGUCCACGUCUUCGUCUCUGAAUACUGGUUCUGA
This is a messenger RNA of Orycteropus afer afer, 1899 nucleotides long. RefSeq names its product fibulin 1 (gene FBLN1). The coding region runs from base 10 to 1899 and encodes 629 amino acids. Lineage: Eukaryota; Metazoa; Chordata; Mammalia; Tubulidentata; Orycteropodidae. Gene Ontology annotation, biological process: extracellular matrix organization. Gene Ontology annotation, molecular function: calcium ion binding; peptidase activator activity. Gene Ontology annotation, cellular component: extracellular region. The transcript is spliced from 15 exons. The record is from RefSeq and is a predicted model, not a curated record.